AUGUCGUUCUCCCGUUCCAUUAACCUCCUGGCGCGCACCAGCCGCUCCUCCCUGCUGCGCCCGCGCGCCGUCAACCCCGUUCACCACGUCUUCACCAGCGACAAGCUGGCUGUUCGUGGUCUGGCUACUGCUUUCGAGCGUACCAAGCCCCAUGUUAACAUUGGUACCAUUGGUCACGUCGAUCACGGCAAGACCACCCUGACUGCCGCCAUCACCAAGCACCAAGCCUCCAAGGGCCUUGCCAACUUCCUCGAUUACAAUGCCAUUGACAAGGCCCCCGAGGAGCGCAAGCGUGGUAUCACCAUCUCCUCUGCCCACAUUGAGUUCCAGACCGAGGAUCGCCACUAUGCUCACGUCGACUGCCCCGGUCACGCCGAUUACAUUAAGAACAUGAUUACUGGUGCUGCCAACAUGGACGGCGCUAUCGUUGUCGUCGCUGCCUCCGACGGUCAGAUGCCCCAGACCCGUGAGCACUUGCUGCUUGCCCGUCAGGUCGGUGUCCAGAAGCUCGUUGUUUUCGUUAACAAGGUUGAUGCCGUCGAGGACCCUGAGAUGCUGGAGCUCGUCGAGCUUGAGAUGCGCGAGCUGCUCUCCACCUACGGCUUCGAGGGCGAGGAGACCCCUAUUGUCUUCGGCUCUGCCCUCUGCGCCCUUGAGGACCGCCGCCCCGACAUCGGUACCGAGCGUAUUGAUGAACUUAUGAAGGCUGUUGACACCUGGAUUCCCACCCCCGAGCGUGACAUGGACAAGCCCUUCCUCAUGUCCAUCGAGGAAGUCUUCUCCAUCCCCGGUCGUGGUACCGUCGUCUCUGGCCGUGUCGAGCGUGGUCUCCUGAAGAAGGACACCGAGGUUGAGAUUGUUGGUGGUGGCGAGGCCCCCAUCAAGACCAAGGUCACCGAUAUCGAGACCUUCAAGAAGUCCUGCGAUGAGUCCCGUGCCGGUGACAACUCCGGUCUGCUUCUCCGUGGUAUCAAGCGCGAGGACAUUCGCCGUGGUAUGGUCGUUGCCGUUCCCGGCAGCACCAAGGCCGCCCAGAAGUUCCUGGUCUCCAUGUACGUUCUGACUGAGGCUGAGGGUGGUCGCCGUACUGGUUUCGGCAGUAACUACCGCCCCCAGGUCUACCUCCGUACCGCCGAUGAGCCCGGUGACCUUACCUUCCCCGGUGAGGACCAGUCCGCCCGUGUCCAGCCCGGUGACAACGUCGAGAUGGUUCUCUCGACUCACCGUCCCGUCGCCGCCGAGGCCGGUCAGCGCUUCAACAUCCGUGAGGGUGGCCGUACCGUUGCCACUGGUCUGAUCACCCGUGUGGUUGAGUAA
Molecule: messenger RNA, 1317 nt
Organism: Penicillium waksmanii
Lineage: Eukaryota; Fungi; Ascomycota; Eurotiomycetes; Eurotiales; Aspergillaceae
Product: translation elongation factor Tu
Exons: 3
Coding region: 1-1317 (438 amino acids)
Biological process (GO): mitochondrial translational elongation
Cellular component (GO): mitochondrion
Molecular function (GO): GTPase activity; translation elongation factor activity; GTP binding
Source: RefSeq, a predicted model, not a curated record